Molecule: messenger RNA, 1831 nt
Organism: Labrus bergylta (ballan wrasse)
Lineage: Eukaryota; Metazoa; Chordata; Actinopteri; Labriformes; Labridae
Gene: cldn7a
Product: claudin 7a
Biological process (GO): cell adhesion; bicellular tight junction assembly
Cellular component (GO): plasma membrane; bicellular tight junction
Molecular function (GO): structural molecule activity
Source: RefSeq, a predicted model, not a curated record
GACACCAUCAGCCACAUCUCUGAUGCCCAUCCCCGCGUGAGGAGGACCCCCGAUACACAACUCCGGAGCAGCUUUGAGUGCAAUAAGUACGAACAGCCACCGGAUCUUUAUUAAUAGAUUUAAGUUUUGCAGUUUGCAGAAGAGGAGAGGAGAGUGCACGGGGACCACAAAAAGUAAAGGUAGAAAACAACGAUGGCUAACUCCGGGAUCCAGCUGCUUGGAUUUUUCCUCUCGCUAAUCGGCAUCGUUGGGUUGAUCUUCGGGACUAUUUUACCGCAGUGGAAGAUGUCAGCCUACAUCGGGGACAACAUCAUCACAGCUGUGGCCAUGUACCAGGGACUGUGGAUGUCCUGCGCCUUUCAGAGCACCGGGCAGCUGCAGUGUAAAAUCUACGACUCCAUCCUGCAGCUGGACAGUUCUCUCCAGGCGACUCGAGCCUUGAUGAUCGUCGGUAUCAUCGUGUCCCUCGCAGGUCUGGGUGUGGCCUGCAUGGGGAUGAAGUGCACCACCUGUGCAGGUAGUGACAAACUAAGAAAGUCCCGCAUUGCAAUGACAGGAGGCAUCAUCCUGCUAGUGGGAGGGCUCUGUGCCAUCGUAGCGUGCUCCUGGUUUGCUCAUAAUGUGAUCCGGGCUUUCUAUAAUCCAUACACUCCAGUCAACACCAAGUUUGAGUUUGGUGCAGCCAUCUUCAUCGCCUGGGGGGGCGCCCUCCUAGACGUCCUGGGCGGUGCCAUGCUGGCCGCUUCCUGCCCACGAAAGAAACACGCGUCCAAGUACCCGUCCAUCGCUGGCUCUCGUGCCGGUCCGCCAAGCAGCACUAAAGAAUACGUGUGAGAGCGCCCCCUAGAGCUGGGCAGUCCAACAAGAGCCGACAAAGAAGUUUACCUCCAUUUCCGCAGCACUAUAGGGAGGAAGACAACUGAUGCCUUUUAGGGAAAAUGUGAUACACAGAGGCACAGCACUCCUGAGAUGGGACCCUUUUUUUUUUUUUUUUUGACCCUGCAGGCCUUUGAUAACCUCUUUAUAUCAUGCACACCUCAAUUGUUUCAUGAAUGAUGUAUCUCAUCCCAUCCACACAUUCCACAAUUGUUUACAAGUGAUCUUCACAAAUACAUUAUAAUUGGAUCCCAUGACAUUAUAUACAAGCCACUUCUCCAAUCGUAGCUUAAGAGGGGGAUUUCAGCCAACAUUUGCGCUUCCAUGUUAGAACUAGCAUCUGUUAGCAUUUGCCAUGUAAUUAAAAGUCAUUAAUUUGGCUUUGGUGGUUAAGCUGGUGGCUCAGGGGAACAGAGACACACAGGGUGACAAUACAGUGUUUUAUCGGAGCUGUUGCUCGUUCUAAUUUGGACGCUGCAAUGAGCAGGGUGUGACUUCACACACAAGGGGGGGGGGGGCUCAGUGUGUAGGAUGACCAGAUCACACUCAGGCAUUUUACUACAACACUCACUACAAACCCCCUCCCAUCUUCACACCCGUCUGUUACAAACCCUGCUCGCCUAUGAAAUAUUUGAUCGUGUAGUCACAGUCGCUCUUAAUAGCCCUCCUUAUCAGCCACCGUGAGACAACGCCGCCUCUAUUUAUUUUUUCCACACGUAGGACAAGCUUUUUUUUGCUCUCGUGUAGUUUUAUAUAAUUGGUAGUUCAACCAGCUUUCAGAGAUGUUAAGUCCUAUUUUUAUUAAUCUUCUAUGAGCAUUGUGGGCUGUUUUUUUUGUUUUUUUUAAAUGCCAUAGUUUUAUACACUGUAGCGAAUAUUGGUGUUAUGAAAGAUGACUUUAAGGUUUUUAACAUUUUCAACAACUACUUUAACAAUAAAAGAAAAAUGCAACAUU